Molecule: messenger RNA, 5706 nt
Organism: Camellia sinensis
Lineage: Eukaryota; Viridiplantae; Streptophyta; Magnoliopsida; Ericales; Theaceae
Source: RefSeq, a predicted model, not a curated record
CUAGAGCCCAAAGAUGAUGCAAUGCACCCAAGAAACACUACUCCGACCGACCAGGGCUCGUUAAUUCAAAACCCAAAAAAAAGGGCGGCAGAGAGAGAGAUACACCCAACACAGAAGAGACACUCCUCCAUUUUCUCUCUGUGAUAAGGAAGGGGUUCGAACUCAGAAGAUGUCGGUGGGAGUUAGGGAGCUCACGGUGCUCGGCGUGUUCAAACCCUUUGGCUUAAUCGCCGAAGCUCUCGACGGCAAGCCCACCCAUCAACUCCCCCAUAACUACUCUUACUUUCUUUUCCAUCCCCAACUCACCAAACAAAGAGACGAAGCCGAUGGCUUCAAUGCUUCGUCGUCUUCCACCGACCGCAGCGAUCACGAGCUUUUCUUCAGAGCAAAUCGGAUAAUAUGGAGUACGGGUUCACGAGUGUAUAAGAGGUUCACCUUGCCCUCCUCAGUGAUUAUGGCAUGCUGGUGUCAUAUGGGUGAUAUGUCUGAGGCAUCACUUUGUGUUCUACAAAGUGAUAGUUUGACAAUCUAUAAGACAACAGGUGAAGAAGUAUCAAUUCUUCUUCCCCGUAUUGUCACAUCAAUAUGGCCUCUUCCAUUUGGUUUACUCCUCCAACAGGCAACUGAGGGGAGUUUACCAACAUAUGCUCCUUUUCCAUUGUCAAGCCCGCCAUCAAGUGCUCGUGAUAUAUUAUUCCGUCCAAAAGGAGACAUUGGAGACAGUGCUCAACAUAAUUAUACUUCACCGUGCAUAUUUGAUUGUAUUAUUAAGGGAGAUGAAGCUUCAGUCUCCUCGCAUCUGAUUUUGAAGGAUCUGCUGGAAGAGCCUCAGGUAACUCAUAUUGAGGAAAGGGGAAAGGUGAGCAUAAUGAGGGAAUUUGACGAAAGAACGAUUUGGACUAGUGAUCGUAUUCCUCUGAUGGCAUCAUUUAAUAAAGGGAAAAUGCAACACUCUCUGUGGGUUGUGGAAGUUGUUAACUCUAACCUUGAAAUGGGAAAUUCUAAAUCAUCCGAUGUAGUUCCUUCUGGGGUGUUACCAAAACAGUUCUCCUUCAGAAGGAUAUGGCAGGGCAAGGGUUCCCAGACAGCUGCUAGUGAGGUAUUUUUGGCAACUGAUGAUGAUGCUACACCUAUUAUUUGUUUACUUCUCCAAGAACAAAAAGAGUUGUUGUCAGUGAGGCUGCAGAGUGUAGAGAUAAAUAGUGAGAUUCUCUAUGACAUAAAACCUGACAUGAGUUGGAGUGUACCAGCAGUUGCUGCAGCACCUGUUAUUGUAACUUGUCCGAGAGUGAAAGUGGGACUGCUGCCAUGCGUAGACAUCAUGGCUUUGACAUCAGAAAAUGCCCUUCUUCUUUAUUCUGGGAAGCAAUGCCUGUGUAGGUAUGUGUUGCCUUCUUUUUUGGGAAAAGAUCCGGUUUCACAUACUUUGGAGCCUUCAGAAAUAGCCUCUGCUCUUCGUGAUCUAAAAAUUGUUGGAUUGGCUGAUGCUGUUGAAGGACGUGUCAAUGUAAUUGUGAAUAAUGGGCAGAUUUACAGAUGUACAUUGAGAAGAAGUCCUUCGUCAUCAUUGGCAACUGAUUGCAUUGCAGCAAUGGCUGAGGGGCUCACUUCUAGUUCCUAUAAUGAAUUUCUUUUGCUUCUAUGGGGCAAUGGUGAUUCUGCUUAUUUAGCUAAGCCAGAUUCUAGUGUUGAUUCAGAGUGGGAGUCCUUUUGUAGUGUUAUAAUGCAAAUGUGCAGAAGGCCUAUCCCCCAAAGGAUUUCAGACUCAGGUUUACAGUCAUCGUGGGAGUUUCUUAUCAACAGUGAUUUUCACAAGAACUAUAAAAAGAAAUUUUGUAUUGGAUUUUCUCCCAGAACAUCACUUGAUCUGAAGGGAUCAGAUUCAUCUGAAUUAUUUCUAGAUAGUGCACAGUCCCCUGCUAAAUCAUUAUACACUGAGCUAUUGAUGGAAACUCUGGAUGCUUUACAUGCAUUAUAUGAAAGUCUGAAACUAGACAAUCUUCGCAAACGGGACUUGGGUCUUCUGGUGGUUCUACUUUGUAAUAUAGCUCAUUUCCUAGGUGAAGACAGCUAUUUGGACCAUUAUAUACGCGACUUUCCUCGUCUAUCAAAAAACUUUGGGAUAUGCCGAACCUCAUUUUCCCAGAAAACUCCUCCUAGUUUAUUCAGAUGGCUUGAAAACUGUUUGCAACAUGGCUGUAAUGCUGCUAAUAUUAGUGAUCUUCCACUUCUCGUUCGUAAAGAUGGAAGUUCUGCAGUAAGCUGGGCCCGGAAGAUAGUUGCUUUUUAUAGUCUAUCAUGUGGUGCAGAACAGAUAGGGAAGAAACUCUCAUCUGGUGUUUGCUGCAAUAUUGCCUCUGGAUCUUCUUGUACCCGUGAGGAGUUAACAGUCUUGGCAUUGGUUGGGGAAAGAUUUGGGUUGCAACAGCUAGACUUGCUGCCUGCUGGUGUCUCUCUUCCUCUACGACAUGCCCAGUUAUGGCAGCUUGCUCAAAGGACUACUGCACUUCCUCUUGGCCGUGGGGCAUUUACUCUCGCCACCAUGCAUACUCUUCUAACAGAGGCACUCACAGUCCCCAAGCUUGUUUUAGCAGGUCGGUUGCCAGCCCAGCAAAAUGCUACGGUUAAUCUAGAUCCAAAUAUAAGAAAUAUACAAGAACUUAAAUCGUGGCCUGAGUUUCACAAUGCUGUAGCUUCUGGAUUGAGACUUGCCCCUCUCCAGGGUAAAAUGUCUAGAACAUGGAUAAUAUAUAACAAACCUGAAGAGCCAAAUGUUGUCCAUGCAGGACUUCUGCUGGCACUGGGGUUACAUGGACAUUUGCAUGUCUUAACUAUAACCGACAUAUAUCAAUAUUAUUCACAGGAACAUGAAAGCACAACCGCAGGAUUAAUGCUUGGCCUUGCCGCAUCAUAUAGGGGAACUAUGCAACCAGCAAUAUCAAAGUCCCUUUAUGUACAUAUACCAGCUCGCCAUCCGUCUUCCUAUCCAGAAUUGGAACUACCAACCCUUCUUCAGUCAGCCGCAGUUUUGUCUGUUGGGCUUCUUUACGAAGGCUCAGCACACCCCCAAACGAUGCAAUUUCUUAUGGUACAAGGAAUUAACCCAUUUUAUCAACACCGUCCAUCAUCUCGACCAAACCGGUUCUUCCACGAUUGUCUCCAACAACGGUUUCCUCGACCUGUACACGGGCAACCUACGCUUCAUAAACUCCGCCGCAUAACCAUCUCCCAUGUCCUCCUCCUCCUCAUUCUUCCGCUCCGGCGUCACCCUAACAAUUUUGCCGUCGCCGGAGAUUUUUUUGGCCGCGAGGAAGAGUGGGCCCAAGUUGGCGGCAUUGAUGACGGAAUUGAGUCUCUUCAUGGGGAACACGAGGUAAACGUUGGAAGCCUCAAGGUCUUCGUCGGCGUUGAGGGCUCAGAAUCUCCUGCCGAUUUGGCUAUUAUUCUUCUUCAGGAGAGAUUCUCAGCAUCAAUUGAUGAUCGCAAUCACAGUGCUGGGCAGAUGAUGGAUGGGACUCCAGUCAAUGUUGAUGUCACUGCUCCUGGAGCUAUAAUUGCUCUGGCUCUGAUGUAUUUGAAGACUGAAUCGGAGGUGAUCGUGUCGAGGCUUUCUAUUCCAUGUACUCAUUUUCAGUUGCAAUAUGUGAGGCCUGACUUCAUAAUGCUUCGUGUCAUUGCACGGAAUUUAAUAAUGUGGAGCAGGGUUCAUCCUUCUGAAGAUUGGAUUCAGUCUCAGAUUCCUGAAAUUAUCCAAAAUGGUGUCAAAAGGCUCGGAGAUGAAAUGGGUGAUAUUGAUGAAACUGAUGCUGAAGCCUUUGUUCAGGCAUACGUCAAUAUAGUUGCUGGAGCAUGUAUUUCUCUUGGGUUGAGAUUUGCUGGUACAAAAGAUGGAAAUGCACACGAGUUGCUUUACAAAUAUGCUGUCUACUUUCUCAAUGAGAUAAAGCCGGUAUCUGAUACUAGUGGAUAUACCUUGCCAAAGGGACUGUCCAACUAUGUUGAUCGGGGCACAUUGGAGACAUGCCUUCACCUUAUUGUUCUUUCUCUUUGUGUGGUUAUGGCUGGUUCUGGACAUCUGCAGACAUUAAGGUUGUUGAAAUUUCUUCGCAGCCGAAAUUGUGCAGAUGGAUAUACUAAUUAUGGUAUUCAGAUGGCGGUAAGCUUAGGUAUUGGUUUUCUGUUUCUUGGGGGUGGAAUGCGGACAUUUUCAACUAGCAACAGUUCUAUUGCAGCUUUGUUGAUCACCCUUUAUCCCCGCUUACCUACUGGACCAAAUGAUAAUCAAUGCCACCUUCAGGCAUUUAGGCAUUUGUAUGUCCUUGCAACGGAAGCUCGCUGGAUUCAAACGGUUGAUGUAGACACUGGUCUACCAGUUUACGCCCCCCUUGAAGUUACAAUUCGGGAAACUGAACAUUAUGCAGAGACAAGUUUUUCUGAAGUCACCCCUUGCAUUCUCCCUGAACGUGCUAUUUUGAAGACUGUUCGUGUUUGUGGUCCUCGGUACUGGCCUCGAGCCAUAGAGCUUACUCCUGAAGAGAAACCUUGGUGGAGUUUUGGUGACAAGAAUGACCCAUUUAAUUCAGGUGUCCUCUAUAUCAAACGAAAAGUUGGAGUUUGUUCAUAUGUGGAUGAUCCCACAGGAUGUCAAUCACUGCUGUCACGAGCAAUGCACAAGGUCUUCAGCUUAACAAGUUUGAGAGCUGGUACUCCAUGCAGCAAUGAUUGUCUUGGUGCAUCCACUGUUGAUCAGCUGGUCGGUACCUUCUCAUCCAAUCCAAGCUUAGUUGCUUUCGCCCAACUGUGCGACGACCCUUCCUGGAAUAGCAGAUCUGACAAUAGCUUCCAAGAAUUUUGCUUGCAAGUGUUAUUAGAGUGUGUGAGCAAAGAUAGACCGGCCCUCUUACAGGUUUAUUUGUCACUAUACACAACAAUUGGUUCUAUGAGCGAUGAGGUUACUUGUGGUAGUUCCAUUUUAGGUGACUCACUCUUUCUCUCCAGUUUGAAGCUUGCAAUAGCCUACUAUGAAGCUUUGCUAUGUGGGAAAAUUCUAACUUCAAGAGUGGGCAUUGUUCAAUCUCAUUUCGUGGGUUCACUCAGGAAGCGAGUGGAAGAGCUUCUGAAUUGUUUUCCGGGAUUGAAAAGUGAUUUAUGUAAUUAUUUGGAAUCAGGGAGAUGGCCAAGUGAAAUUUCCGAGGAAGGGAAGGCUUCAACAUUUCUUUCUUGGUAUCUCCAAUGGUACAGCGUACCAGCUCCAAACUUGAUUAAAGCAGCAGUGGACAAAAUCAAGCCCAUGCACACAUUCACAUCAAUUCCAAUCUUGCAUUUGUUAUUCCCUAGAACUCACUUCAGUGCAGUUUGUGAGAUCGAUAGGUUCUUGCUCUCUUCCUAGGUCAAUACUGGGCUUGCUUAUAUCUUACUGUUGUGCAAAAAUGAAACCACUAAAUAGAAAGAAAGAAGGAAAUUUAUUAAUUAUUUAUUUUAUAUUUUGGAAUCCCGCUCUCAAGUCGCAAUUUUUUUGUCUACACUCCUAGAAGUCGGCAUUCUUUCAUCUCUUAGUAUAGAGAGUUGUUUUUGGUUCAGCUAAACUCAGUAAUUUCAGAAGAGCCUUUUGUAUAAUUUGGUAGAUUGUACAUGAAACCAUGAAAUGAUUUUUGCUCAUGAAUGAAUGAAGUUGGGGGCUUUUUCCAUAUUAAGCCUACCUACUAA